CGGUCAAUAGUAAAAAUCGCCUUGUACCGUUCUACCACUUCGCUGCUGAUACACAACUCAAUUAUUUUAAUCGCGCUGAUUACUGCACAAUAUGUCGUUGCCCAGAGCGUCGAUAGGCUCACCCCCACAAAAUUGAUAACUGCAAGACUGUAACAGAAUCGGAGUCACGAAAGGUCAAUGCCACUGAUUACCGACUCUAUUAAAUUCCACAAUCUACUACAGCUCUCCUCAGUGUAUCACCAGAAUCGACAGUCGUAGACAGUGUUGUGCAAUUAAUUUCACAGCUAUGAAGAUAAUUAUUGGAGCCAUCCUCACCUCCCUCGUCUCCUCAGCCCUUGGCCAGGACGAGGUUUGUAAAUCGCACAAGGGUUUGAAUAUUUGCGAGAAAUCCACCACCACAAUCACGAGCGUUAAGGUAGAAGAGCGUUCAGCCCUCCACGACGGCAUUUUGGAGCUGUCAUUCGACGGCGACACGACUAUUGGCCCGAAAGCCUUCAGCGUUCUGGAGCUCCGAGGAUUUCUCCUAAUGAUGCCCUACAGCAACGAGCGCAUCCUGUCUGCUCUUCCUACCCUGACGCUGCACCCGGACACAUUCGUCGGCUCAUCAAAUAUAUCCAGAAUCUUCGUUCUCCGAGCAAACGUCAAUUUGAUCGGAGAGUCGUUCACUUCCAUGACGCAACUGCAGUACUUGCGAUUUAUGUAUUGCGGCUUCACUGAAGUGCCCACUAGAAUGCUGGAGUCCACCCCAAAUCUCGACGAACUGUCGUUCGAAAAUAAUUAUAUUCGGGCUGUUCGUCCGCACGCUUUCGCGCCCUUGAAACGCCUCAGGGAGCUGCAUCUGGAGGGGAAUGGCAUCGUCAGUCUGGAGCUGGGGUGUUUCGAUGGUCUCGACCAGUUGAGAGUACUGAACCUAGCCGACAACCACUUCACCGCGACACCCGGCAUUUUCAACGGCUUGAACAAGGUCUUCCGUCUUGAUAUAGAGAACGCAUUCGACGAGAAUGGAUUCAACAUUGAUAUUCUUCGAGAUCUGCCGGCCCUUGGGAGCAUGCGAAUGGGGCACAAUAACGUGACGUCUUUGGAGCCCGACAUGUUCGCGAUUGUUCCGGAGUUGGAGAACCUGUCGCUGUACGGGAAUCACAUAACUAGCGUCCCGAAAGGGGUGUUCGACCGGCUCAAGUCGCUCUAUUUGCUCCACUUGGCCGCUAAUGACGUGGGGUCUAUCGAACCCGGGGCGUUCUCUGGAUUAAAUAUGACGGUUCUGUAUCUCUUGGAUAAUAGGGUGGAUAAAACUAUCGAGACCGGCACGUUCAGCGGCCUGUCUGUGCAUGAGUUAAAUCUCGAGUGCAGUAAUGUUACGGAACUGAAGCCCAGGGCUUUCGACGGUCUCUCCGCGCAGGAGGUGAAUCUGAGCCACAAUAAAUUAACGCAAGUUGGAGCUGAUGACUUUAGUGGACUUGAUACUGAGGAACUGAAAUUACGGGAUAAUGGCAUUUCUUCUAUUGCACCGAAUGCCUUCAAGAAUACGAAGGUGAAGAAACUAGAUCUCUCGGAAAAUCCAAUUCGGGAGGCUGAUAAAGACAAGUGGGGUCUCCCUGCGUCAACAGAAGUAUUGAUGUACUGAUGAUCAAAUAAUCUAGUGUAAUGAAGACGAAUAAAUUUCACUGCGUUUUUAGUCA
Diachasma alloeum is the source of this 1679-nucleotide messenger RNA. Its product is annotated as leucine-rich repeat-containing protein 15-like. The record is from RefSeq and is a predicted model, not a curated record. Gene Ontology annotation, molecular function: protein binding. Lineage: Eukaryota; Metazoa; Arthropoda; Insecta; Hymenoptera; Braconidae. Gene Ontology annotation, cellular component: extracellular matrix. The coding region runs from base 287 to 1624 and encodes 445 amino acids. The transcript has a single exon.